Molecule: messenger RNA, 4494 nt
Organism: Tympanuchus pallidicinctus (lesser prairie-chicken)
Lineage: Eukaryota; Metazoa; Chordata; Aves; Galliformes; Phasianidae
Gene: ITGA10
Product: integrin subunit alpha 10
Exons: 30
Coding region: 421-3975 (1184 amino acids)
Biological process (GO): integrin-mediated signaling pathway; cell-cell adhesion; cell adhesion mediated by integrin
Cellular component (GO): external side of plasma membrane; integrin complex
Molecular function (GO): integrin binding
Source: RefSeq, a predicted model, not a curated record
CGGGGGGGGGCAGGCCGCUGUUUGUCCCAUUGGCACCAAUGUGGGGUUCUGCCCCACUGACACCGCUAUGGGGCGCCCCAUAGCCCGCUAUAGGGCACGGACCGGACGCUGAGGUCCCCGCACGGCCCCUUUAUGGACACGGGGGGGCUGGGUGACGUGGCCCCACAGCGCCUCGUCCCAUUGAGACCCCACCUGUCCCAUCCCCCCCCCCCCCCCCCCCGCGUCCCUUUUGGGGCCGUUUCGCCCAAUUUUACCCUCUUUCGCAACAAAACGAAGGACGACAAAAAUCCCCCAAACUGGAUCUUAAAAAACAACCAAAAAUCCCAACUUUUUCGGAUGGUUUUUUUUCCCCCAAACCACCCAAAAACGGCGAAUCCCGCCCCAAACCGCGCGGCCCCGCCCGGUUAUUUAUAGCGGCCUAUGGGGCUUUGGGGGGGGGAGGAGGCAGAAAUCCCAUAUAAAUGGGGUUUUUGUAGGGAAAGGGAAAAAGCGGAGCCGUGGGGGGGCGAGGAGCCGCGCACCGAGAGCCAUGGGGCGGCCCCCCCCCCGCGGCAGCGCUGCUGCUCACGGCGCUGUGGGGCCUCUGCUCCCCAUUUAACAUCGAUGUUCUCCACCCGCGCCUCUUCCACGGACCCCCGGAGUCGCAGUUUGGGUACAAAGUGCUGCAGCACGCGGUGGGCAGCGAGCGGUGGCUGCUGGUGUCGGCCCCAUGGGACGGACCGCAGGGCGACCACCGCGGGGAGCUCUACAAGUGUCCGCUGGAGCCCCCCCAACGGCACCUGCACCAAAAGCAACCUCGGGGACGCGGCGCUGCGGAGCCCCAACAUGCAUCUGGGAAUGGCGCUGAGCGGCGGCGGGGACGGCGGCGUCCUGGUGUGCGCCCCGCUCUGGUCCCAGCCGUGCGGCAGCUCCGUGUUCAGCAGCGGCCUCUGCGAGCGCCUCGACCGCCGCAUGCGGCACAGCGGCACCGUCACGCCCACCGCGCAGCGCUGCCCCACAUUCCUGGACAUCGUCAUCCUGCUGGACGGCUCCAACAGCAUCUACCCGUGGCACGAGGUGCAGCGCUUCCUGCGGGCGCUGCUGGCGCGCUUCUUUGUGGGGCCGCAGCAGAGCCAGGUGGCGGUGCUGCAGUACGGGCAGCACGCGGUGCAGGAGUGGCCGCUGGGCCGCUACCGGACGGCAGCUGAGCUGGUGGCAGCAGCGCAGAACAUCCAGCGCAGGGAAAGCAGGGAGACCAGGACGGCUGCUGCCAUCCGGAUGGCCUGCUCGGAGGCGUUCAGCCCCGCUGUCGGGGGGCGGCGCGGCGCCGCGCGGCUGCUGGUGGUGCUGACCGACGGCGAGUCGCACGACGGGGAGCGGCUGCCCGCAGCGCUGCGGGUCUGCGAGAGGAACAACGUCACCAGGCUGGGAAUCGCGGUUCUCGGCCAUUACCUGCGGCGGCAGCGCAGCCCUGCGCAGUUUGUGCGCGAGAUUCGCUCCAUCGCCAGCCGCCCCGCGCUUUUCUUCAACGUCAGCGACGAGCGCGCGCUGCGCGGCAUCGUGGGCGCCCUGGGGGAUCGAAUCUUCAGCCUCGAGGGGACCCACGGGGACAACGGCAGCGCCUUCGCCUUGGAGAUGGCACAGAGCGGCUUCUCCGUUCACCCCCUGCAGGACGGGAUCCUUUUCGGGGCCGUGGGCGCCUACGACUGGGACGGGGCGGUGCUGGAGGAGAGCAGCCGCGGGCGCAGCGUCCCCACGCGGGAGCGGCUCCGCAGCCAGUUCCACACCGGGCCGGAGAAGCACGCGGCCUACCUGGGUUACGCGGUGUCGGCGCUGCUCUUUGCCGACGGGCGGCGGCUGCUGGUCGGCGGAGCGCCGCGGUUCCGCCAUCGCGGGGCGGUGCUGCUGUUCACCAUGGGAGCCGGCGGGGCGCUGAGAGCCGAGCAGACGCUGAGAGGGGAGCAGCUCGGCUCGUAUUUCGGCAGCGAGCUGUGCGUGCUGGACGCGGACGGCGACGGCAGCAGCGACGUCCUGCUGGUGGCUGCGCCCAACUUCCUGGGGGAGGGCGGCAGGGAGACCGGCAGGGUGCACGUGUACGGUGUGGGGCCGCGCGCCGUGCGGGCGGUGUCGGCGCUCUCCCCGGCGGCCCAAUGGGACGCGCGGUUCGGCGCGGCGCUGGCGGCGCUCCCCGACGUGAACGGCGACGGCUGGGCGGACGCGGCGGUGGGCGCCCCGUUGGAGGACGGGCAUCGCGGCGCCGUUUACGUUUUCCACGGCACCGCGGGAGCCGUGCGGCCGCGCCACGCGCAGCGCAUCGCAGCGGCGGAGCUGAGCUCAGGGCUGCGUUACUUCGGGCGCAGCGUUGAUGGCCGGGCGGAGCCGGACGGGAGCGGCGUGGCGCUGGCGGUGGGCGCCCAGGGGGCGGCGGUGCUGCUGCGCUCCCGCCCGGUGCUGCGCCUGGACGUUUCUGUCUCGGUGGUUCCGGCCGCCAUCAGCGUGGUGCAGAAGAACUGCCGCCGAGGAGCCGCCGCCGCCGUCUGCAUCCGCGGCAGCGCCUGCUUCCGGAGCGCCGUGCGGGGCCGGGCGGGGCGGGGAGACGUCGUCCUGCACUUCAACGCCUCCCUGGAUGACGGCGCCGUUCGCUCUCGCGCUGCCUUCGAUUCGGGCUCCCGGCGGCUGCGGAGUCGCCUGGAUCUGCCGUUGGGGCAGCGGCGCUGCGCCCAAAUCCCCUUCCACGUCCUGGACACCGCGGAGUUCCUGCGUCCCCUCACCCUCACGCUGCGCCUGGCGCUGCCCGACCCCGCGGGACCGGCGCUGGACGAGGGCUCCCCGAGCGUCAUCCGCACGCAGAUCCCCUUCUUCAAGGACUGCGGGGAGGACGACGUGUGCGUCACCGACCUGGUGCUGCGCGCCACCAUGCAGCCCCUGGGCGCCGGCGGCGCUCCCGGCGUGGUGCGGGGCGGCCGCCGGAAGGUGCGCGUGGAGGCGGCGCUGCAGAACCGAAAGGAGAACGCGUACAACGCGCGCCUGGCGCUGCGCUCCUCCGCCAACCUGCACUUCUCCAGCAUGGCGCUGCCGGAUGGCAGCGCAGUGAAGCUGGAGUGCGCGGCGCUGGGGGAGCAUCAGCAGCUGUGCAGUGUGGGUUACCCCGUGUUCCGCUCCAUGGCCAAGGUGGUCUUUGCGCUGGAGUUUGAGUUCAGCUGCUCUGUGCUGCUCAACCGAGUGGAAGUGGCACUGGAGGCCACCAGCGACAGCACCGAACCCAACGCGACGCUGUGGGACAACGCGGUGCUGCUCUCUGCUCCCAUCCGCUACGAACCCGACCUCUUCCUGUCCAGCGAGGCCACCCUGCACCGCUACGAGGUGCACCCGCACGGCACCUUCCCGCACGGCCCCGGCCCCGAAUUCAGAACCACGGUGAAGGUGCAGAACUUGGGCUGCUUCGCGGUGCGGGACGUGACGCUGCGCCUGGCGCUGCCGUCCUUGGGCUACGGCCGCGUUCCGUUCCUGUCGGUCACCGGAGUGCGGGCGGAGAACGCCACGUGUGAGCUGCGCGACCCCCCCAACAGCAGCGUGACGGCCGUGCAUCCCGCGGAUCUGCAGCGCGUGGGGAGGAUGGACUGCAGCAACGCGUGGUGCCGGGAGCUGAGCUGCGCCUUGGGGCGGCUGCAGCGGGGCCACGGCGUCGCCGUUCACGUCCUCCGAGCGGUGCACAACGACUUCUUCCGAGCGGCGACGUUCAGCAGCGUGCGGAUCGUCAGCACCGCGACGCUGAGCGCGGCGGGCAGCGCAGUGCUGCUGCUGGAUGAGGGCGCGCAUCGGAGCGAGACGGAGCUGGAGGUGCUGCGGGAGCGGCGCGUGCCCGUGUCGCUGUGGAUCCUGGUGGGCAGCGCGCUGGGGGGGCUGCUGCUGCUGGCGGCCAUCAGCGUCUGCCUGUGGAAGUUCGGUUUCUUCACCCGCAAGAAGCCCCACGAGGAGGAGGAGGAGGAGCAGUGAUGGCCCCGCGCUUCCCACCGGCCCGCAGCCCCACGGAGGAGCUGUGCCCCCUUCUUCCCCCCCCCCCCAGCGCUGGGGCCGCCCCACGGGUUCCGCACGAUGGAACGGAGCGGCGAUGGCGGUGCGGGGACGGCGCCGGGCACGGACAGGGCGCGGGGAGGAGCGGGGCAGAGGAGGAGCCGCAUCCCGCAUCGCCGCCGUGGGGUGAGGGGCAGAGGGGGACGGGGCGAUGCCAGCGGUGGGGGUGAGCAGAACCAAUAAACGCCGCCCACCCCGACGCUCCCUGUGUGCCACAAAUGCUUCCCGGUCCUUUCCAUUCCAUUCCCACCCUAUCCCCAUCCUCUCAUCCCAUCGCAUCCCAUUCCUAUCCUUAUUCCCAUUCCAUCUCCCCCAAUCCCAUUCCCAUCCCAUCUGAUCCCAUUUCCAUCCUUAUUUCCUAUCCCAUCCUUAUCCCACCCCCACCCCCAUCCCGUCUCUUUCCAUCCCAUCCCGUCUCUUUCCAUCCCAUCCCGUCUCUUU